Blastomyces dermatitidis ER-3 is the source of this 2214-nucleotide messenger RNA. RefSeq lists its product as uncharacterized. Gene Ontology annotation, molecular function: catalytic activity. Lineage: Eukaryota; Fungi; Ascomycota; Eurotiomycetes; Onygenales; Ajellomycetaceae. The transcript has a single exon. Bases 376 to 1362 code for a protein of 328 amino acids. The record is from RefSeq and is a predicted model, not a curated record.
GCGCAAUCCACGCUGCUCUCUUCUCGAAACGAGGUAGUGAACGUUGUUGAUGUCUGUAGCUGAUAUUGUCUAUUGUUGUUUCUCGUCUCUGGAUGAAGUCAAAGCAUUUAACUAGUUAGUUAUUUGAGUCGCUGAGUCAGCAAUGACGUCUGACCACCGCAGUCAUCUUUGUUUAUUUAACAAUUAUUCGCACCAAUUUACUUAACUAUCAACUGCGCAAAUUACUCAAUUGGCCUUUAUCAGAUGCUGAGAACUAGAUUGCUUUCGCUUGGAACUAAUACCCCAAAAGAAAGGAAAAAGGAAUAGCAUUGCCCCCUCAGCAGCACAUCCCGCUGUCUUUCCCAUCCCCCCUCAUCUUCCCCGCCACAUCUUGCAAUGCAGCCGUCCCAACCAGCCCCCAACUUCCAAAUCAUCUCGACUCUCCGCUACGAUCCAGAUCUCCCCAGAACCCCGGAUAUAUCAAACUCCUACCCCUCCCCCAGAACGUCCCCGUACUACCUCCUCAGCUACCACUACGACCGCCUCCUCGCCGCCUCCCUCGACUUUAAAUGGCCCGCCGCAAUCGCCCUCCUCCAACAACAACCCCGAGAAACAGUCCUUUCCCAGCUUACCCAAAAGUUUAAUGAGCAUAUCAAAUCCGACCCAACCCAUCCCUGGCGCCUGCGUGUCCUCCUCGAUGCCGCCGGCGCCCUCACGGUCGAAGCUGUCCCGAUCACCAGCAACGCUCCCCCACCACCGCUCUCAACGCCCAGUAAUAUAUUAUUAGUCUUACCAAGCGCAACGGCAGAUCUCUCGCGCCUCCUAUCCUGCAAUGUCAUUCAUGCGGAAGCAACCCCCGCGGCAAGGGUAGCAAUCGAACCGUGGACGGUACGACUUGACACCCAACCAACCCACCCGUCACUCUUCACCCGCCACAAAACCACCGCGCGAGAUCACUACACGGCAUCGCGCGCGCGCGCGGGAAUUACUGCAUCGCCGCUUGAUAGGACGGAGGUGCUGAUAUAUAACCCUGCCGGUGAGGUGAUGGAGGGCAGCAUAACAACUGUGUAUUUCCGUCGACGGCGAAAACAGGGUCUUGGUCCGGCGGCAUCGAUCCCUGUGCCUGGGGAGGCGCGUGAUAUUGGUGACGGUGAUAGUAGAGGACCAGCAGACGAUUCCUCUUAUUACUGGGUCACGCCGCCGCUAUCCAGUGGUGGGAAUGCGGGGACGUCGAGACGAUAUGCGCUUGCGGCGGGGAUGUGUGUGGAGGAGGUUGUGAGGGUUGAGGAACUGCGGGAGUUGGAGGGCCAGCUGGGGAGGGUGUGGUUGAGUAAUGGGGUUAGAGGGUUUAUGCCGGCGGUUUUGAGGCUUAACAACAGUUAGUUACGGGUUGUGUGAGUGCUGGUAGGGAUAGGUAAGGUAACGCUCCUCUAUAUCCAUUGGAAUUGAAGUGGAGAAGACCGAAUAUUUCCAUGGGGGAUGCCGCAGCAGCAGCAGUGCCAGCAACAACAAGAAAGAAAAUCAUCAAGAAACACAGGACAGGGCUCAUAGAGUCCAUUGACUUGUCGACCCAUGUGCGUAGUGCGUAUUGGGCAACGAAACAUCGACGGAUCUGGUGAAAUGCGAGGAGAUUAUGGGCCGGAGACUGAAAUACCAGCGGUUAUUUGACAGGACGUCGACCAGGUGUGCAAUACCAUGCAUGUAUUCGCAGCUAUAGCCAUCAUCUGCUAUCUAUCUUCACCUGUACUGGAUUGGAUUGAAUUGAAUUGAAUUGAAUUGAACGAGGGGACCAAGUGAACAAAUGGGAAUCUCCGGAUACCGAAGAUUACCUCCUUACAGCCAGAGUGAGGUGUUUAUUUGGUUGAAGGGAAGGAGAGAAAGGUGGAUAAUAUGGAAAAUCCUAUAUCUAUCAAUUACAUGGACUUUCUUCACUCACAUAUCUUUGUGGUGCACUGAAAGAAUUAUGCAUACUAAAUAUCCCUCCCCGCAUAUUUAAGAUAGACUGGGCUGCACGGAGUAGGAUGUAAAAGCCGAGAAUACCUAAUUCCCUCGUAAAAUAGAUAGAGCUUCCCUUGAACAAAAGCCAACCAGGCCAACAAACAGAAAUCUCUUUUUUUUUCGUUAUAUGUACAUAAUGCAACACGUAACACAAAGACAUACAAAACCCAACAAAUAAAAGAGGAUAAAAAAGAAAAGGAAUAACCACCCGCAUCCAAUCUUGUUUGCGAAUCAAAC